ACACGGAUUAAGGUGCAGAAAGGUCAAAAGGUGAAAACUGCAAUUGCAGGAACAGCCGACAGGCUCGUGCACAGGAACAGGUCGGCUGCCUGCUAAAUCCUCAAGCACUGUACCGAUAAUAGUCCGAGGCAAUUUGACUCGAUCGUAUCGUCUCGUUCUUGUCAAACCAAAUCCUUGUGUAACUACACAAGGAUUUGAAUUCCUUCAACGAAUGACCUUGAAUUCAUUCUCCAUUUACUGACAGAUAUCUGUGUACUCAUGUGCACAUGACAAUUCCAUGUCGGCAACUGUUGUCUGGGGGGAUGAAGGACUUGCUCUGGUGUAUGAGUCAUGGUACAAAACACGACGCACUCGAACUUGGAUGAUUGCACCUGGGAAUCUUGAAGCACAAGGGCGUAAGCUUUUUGAUCGCUCAUCAGAAGAUGUCUACGCAGAUCCUGGUUCACCCAUGCUUCGCAGAACUUCUCUUGGAAGGUACGUUCUUGCAGGUGUCAAAGACGCUGAUGGCAAGAAGAGGCUGCUCCUGAAUGGAAGUGGCGCGACCCCACAAGGCAAUAUCCCUUUCUUGGAUCUGCUGGAAAUCGAGUCAGGUGAAAAACAGCGAAUUUGGGAAAGCAGCAAGGAGACUUAUUUCGAGACAGUCGUAGCUUUGAUGUCAGAUCAGUUGGAUGGAGAUCUGGACCUGAACAAGUUACGUAUUUUGGUCUCAAAGGAAUCUCAAACCGAACCACCUCAGUAUUAUCUGCGAUCCUGGCCUGAGCAAACUGUCUGUCAAAUUACAGACUUCCCUCAUCCGAAUCCUCAAAUAGCUAAUCUGAAGAAGGAGAUUAUACGAUACGAACGGAGCGCUGGUGUGCAACUUACAGCAAAUUUGUAUUUACCUCCAGCGUAUGACCCGGCUACUGAUGGGCCACUGCCACUGCUAAUGUGGGCAUACCCAAGGGAAUUCAAGAGCAAAGAUAACGCUGGCCAGAUGAGAGGAUCACCUUAUAGUUUUGCAGGCAUUGGAUCUACUUCAGCAUUGUUGUGGUUGGCUAGAAGAUUUGCUAUUCUGGAUGGUCCGACCGUGCCCAUCAUUGGCGAAGGAGACGAGGAGGCCAAUGGCAGGUACGUGGUCUAUCGUAAUUUACUCGCAAUUGUUCGCUUAGUGACGCUGCAUAUCAUUUACCUUCAGCCGGAGCCCCGAUGUCACAAGAGUACUUGCGAAACGGACGCGAUGACAUCAGAGACGGAAGUAAGUACUUGCGUGCGUGCGUGCGUGCGUGCGUGCUAUCAUUCGAAAAGAUUCACUUCGGCCCCGAGCCUGGUAUGGUGGUAUAGGAUAACGGGCUGAGUGUAUAUGAGGAAGGGGCUGUCCAGAGCAAGAACGCAAGAACUUAUAAAGCAGACACACCGAGUGAAGAGAAGAAUGCGCAUGGUUCUUUGAAUGGGACGUCUUCUUGCGUGUGAUUUGAGGACUUGCCUUUGGCGCAUAUCAAUUCGACACAUCCAAGUAAGGUGGGCGACAUUUUUUAGUCCACAACAUCGGUCCGUGCAUGAGGAUGUGCUGCAGCACCGAUGAACAGGCAGGCACUGUACUGGAAUACUUUAUUACAGAUUUCCAGCAGUCUCAAACGCAGCUCCCCGACCUAUUAUAUUGUAUUGACCCCGUAUU
Messenger RNA from Marchantia polymorpha subsp. ruderalis, 1654 nucleotides. NCBI's taxonomy places the organism in Eukaryota, Viridiplantae, Streptophyta, Marchantiopsida, Marchantiales, Marchantiaceae. The record is from the annotation of a GenBank genome assembly.